AUGAUCAGGGAUAUCUUGAUUACAGUUCACUGGCUUCAUUUCAUUAAGAAGAAUCCGGAUGCAUGUGAGAGAUCAGUGUGGAACCAUUUGCAAAGGACCUUCAGCUCAUACGAGGUACCACCCUCCGAGGAUGACUUGUUGAAUCAGAAGCUAUUAAUUAAGGAAACAGCAGGAAGGGAUGAAGAGUUACAAGCAUCUAAGGCUUUUCGUGUCUUUGUUGGGAAGUGUGAGACUGGCAUGUCCUUUUAUGCGGAUGCUCAAACAACAAAAAUUGACAAUGAUGAUCACAAUGAAGAAGAGAACAUCUUUGAUAAAGUUUGUGCAAUUUGUGAUGAUGGUGGUGACAUUUUGUGUUGUAAUGGGAGGUGCUUGAGAUCAUUUCAUCCAACUGUUGCUGAUGGGUUGGAAUCUCAUUGUGCAUCCCUUGGGUUUAGAAAUAAGGCUGAAUAUGAAGCAAUUCAAAUGUUUUUGUGCAAUAAUUGUCGUUAUGAGCAACAUCAGUGCUUUGCUUGUGGCAGAUUAGGCUUUUCUGCUAAAUCUGCUAGUCAACAGGUCUUUCCUUGUGCUUCUGCUACUUGUGGUCACUUUUAUCACCCAGAAUGUGUUGCAAGACUGCUUCAUAUUGGUAAUAAAAUUGAAGCAGGAAAAAUACUCAGAGCUAAAAUUGCUGCAGGAGAGUCUUUUGUUUGUCCUGCUCAUAAAUGUUUCAUAUGUAAGCAACGUGAAGUUGCUGAAAUUAAAGAGAUGCAGUUUGCAAUGUGUAGACGCUGUCCUAAAGCAUACCACAGGAAUUGCUUACCUCGGGAUAUUGUUUUUGGACAUGAUAGCAAUACAACUAAUCUACAAAGGGCUUGGGAAGGUCUGUUGCCAAAUGGAAGGAUUCUGAUAUACUGCAUGGAGCAUGAGAUUGAUAGACAACUAUCGACUCCUCUUAGAGACCAUCUAUUAUUUCCUAAUGAUGAAAGGACACACACUUCAAAUCUUGAAUUGAGGCAAAGAAAGCUUGUAAUAUCAAAGAGAAGCAAGGUUUCUGAAGGCUUAGUUAGAGAUAGAACCUCUAUGAAGAAGCGAAAAAAAGUGAAACAGAAUUGUGAUGAAAUUGGUGGUUUUUCCAAAAUGUACAAAAGAUUCCCAUCACAAGAUUUUGAAUGCUUGAAGAAAUCAAAUAUAAUUGAUCGAGCUAAAACAGAAUUGGAGAAGAAUGUUACCUCUGUCUCUGCUAUGUCAAUCGCUGAAGACACUAGUAGUAUAAUUUUCAGAAACAAAUCCCCGGUAAACUCAAGACCUUAUCCACCGAAAACAAAAGUGCAGAAUGUCUCCAGCAGCAAAAUCGAGAUUACUGUUCCUGAUAAGCCAUUAAUGAAAAAAGUAAACAAUUCAUCGCCUUUAGUUGAUAUUGAAAUGGAGAAAAGGAUUCUGGCUCUCAUGGAUCACGUUGACUCCUCAUUUGACAUUGGCAAAUUUACAGAAAGGAAUAACCCAAAUACACAUUUGUGCUGCUCCAGAACUUUACUGGAUAAGUCCAUUACACUAGGAUUGGUGGAGGGUUCUGUGAAGGCUAUUCAAACUGCCUUACAAAAGCUAGAAAAAGAAGGAUGUAGUAUUGAGGAUGCAAAAACUGUUUGUCAGCCUGAAAUUCUCAGACAAAUUUUCAAAUGGAAGUCGAAGCUUAAAAUUUACCUUGCACCUUUUCUCCAUGGAGCACGCUAUACAUCUUAUGGACGCCAUUUUACACAAGAGACGAAGAUUAAUGAGAUUGUUGAUCGGCUCCAGUAUUAUGUGCAGGAUGGUGAUAUGAUAGUUGACUUCUGCUGCGGCUCUAAUGAUUUUAGUUGUCUGCUGAAAGAAAAGCUUGAAAAAACCGAGAAAACAUGCUUAUUCAAAAACUAUGACAUUAUACAAGCUAAGAAUGAUUUUUGUUUUGAGAAGAAAGACUGGUUGAAAGUUAGUUCAGAUGAAUUAUCUGAUGGUUCACGACUGAUAAUGGGGCUGAAUCCCCCGUUCGGAGUGAAAGCAUCUCUUUCUAAUACUUUCAUUAAUAAGGCCCUUGAGUUCAAGCCAAAGCUCCUCAUUCUCAUUACUCCAAAAGAGACUGAAAGGCUAGACCGGAAGGCUCCAUAUAAUUUAAUUUGGGAAGAUGAGAAAUUACUUUCAGGCAAGGCAUUUUAUCUCCCUGGAUCAGUUGAUGUUAAUGAUAAGCAAAUGGAGGACUGGAACCUAAGCCCACCUCCAUUGUACCUUUGGAGCCGUGCUGACUGGACGCCCUUGCACAGGGCAAUAGCACGACAAUAUGGCCACUUAUAAGGUAACGAAGUUAGUAUGCCAAACUCAAACUUGUACCAUGUAUGUAGUUAGUAUAUGAAAUGGAGCCUGUUUUUUGGGGUUAUAAUUUGAAGUCAGAUACUUAAAAAAGGUAUAUUAAUACUAGUUUUUUGAGGACAUGAAUAGUGGCAUUUUAUCUAACCAUAAAAAUCAAUCUGGCUGGCUCUACAGUAACUGUCUAACUGACAUAUUUCUUUUGUAGAUAUGAUGUGAGAAAUGGGUAACUUGCGCAGCA
This is a messenger RNA of Jatropha curcas, 2557 nucleotides long. Its product is annotated as protein ENHANCED DOWNY MILDEW 2. The record is from RefSeq and is a predicted model, not a curated record. Lineage: Eukaryota; Viridiplantae; Streptophyta; Magnoliopsida; Malpighiales; Euphorbiaceae.